AUGAGAUUCCUUUUGGAAUCCUACUCAACGCUUAUACCGACCUUCUCUGAGAACUCAGGAGAGUUUAUCAAGAUCCAGUCCAAAAUCUCUGGCGUUAUUCACUUUGCCGCCUUCAAGUCUGUGAGCGAGUCUAUUGAGAAACCGGUCCAGUACUAUCGCAACAAUGUCUGUGGGCUCAUCGACUUUAUCGAACUCCUUGGCAAGCAUAACAUUCACAAAUUUGUCUUUUCCUCUUUAGCUACUGUCUAUAGAUCUAAGGCCGUAAAGGGCAAGCAUCUAAGAGAAGAAGAGGUUGUAUACCACGAAACACUCUAUCUCGAUGAGUUUAAUAAUGAGACUUUAGCGGAGCUAUCGGUCUCCGAACUGACAUCGCCGUAUAGAUGCUCCAAGUACUUUUGCGAAGCUGUUCUGGCCGAUAUUGCAUAUACAGACCCUUCAUGGCAUAUUAUCGCUCUGAGAUACUUUAACCCGAUUGGGUGCGAUCCGUCGGGACCACUUGGAGAAGACCCAAAGGGCAUCCCAACAAACCUCUUCCCUGUCAUCGCACAGGUACUGACGGGUUCUUGA
This is a messenger RNA of Fusarium graminearum PH-1, 567 nucleotides long. RefSeq lists its product as uncharacterized. Lineage: Eukaryota; Fungi; Ascomycota; Sordariomycetes; Hypocreales; Nectriaceae. Gene Ontology annotation, cellular component: cytosol. Gene Ontology annotation, biological process: beta-D-galactose catabolic process via UDP-galactose, Leloir pathway. The record is from RefSeq and is a predicted model, not a curated record. The coding region runs from base 1 to 567 and encodes 188 amino acids. The transcript has a single exon. Gene Ontology annotation, molecular function: UDP-glucose 4-epimerase activity.